AAAACAGACAAAACCAACAAACCUCAAAAAUGGAUUCGGCCGUCUGUUAAAGUAUCCCACCGACUGCCUUUGCCACCCCUCUGACCUCUUCUUUCUUCUCUCUAUUUCUUCCCAUCUUUGAUUCAUUUUUUUUAUUUUUCCUAUAGAACAUUCUGGUACUCUGUUUCUUUCUGUUUUCUCUUAAUGGGUGCGGGUUUCUCUUCUCUCUUCACCGGUGAAGACGAGUCAUCUCUUUCUCAAUUGCCGGUGAGACCCAGUUUGGGGGACUUGCCGGAGAGCUGUGUAGCUUCGGUUAUUAGGUAUUUAGAUCCGCCAGAGAUAUGCAAAUUGGCAAGGCUGAACAGAGCGUUUAGAGGUGCUUCCUUGGCUGAUUUUGUCUGGGAAGAAAAAUUACCUCCCAAUUAUCAGAUUCUUGUUGGAAAAGUUUUUGGUUAUCUUCCUGAAACGUGGGGUAAGAGAGACAUCUAUGAGAGGCUUUGCAAAGCUAACACUUUAGAUGGCGGCACCAAGAUAGUAUGGUUGGACAAGAGCACAGGCGGUGUUUGUUUGUCCAUUUCUGCAAAGGGAUUAUCAAUAACAGGAAUUGAUGAUCGAAGAUACUGGAAUCAUAUUCCUACUGAGGAAUCUAGGUUCUCUUCUGUUGCGUAUCUUCACCAAAUCUGGUGGUUUGAAGUUGAGAGUGAGAUAGAGUUCCCAUUCCCAGCAGGCACGUACAGCAUAUUCUUCAGACUGCAGUUGGGGCGUGCCUUUAAGAGGUUUGGACACAGAAUCUGCAACACGGAGCAUGUCCAUGGUUGGGAUAUUAAACCCGUGCGGUUUCAGCUAUGGACUUCAGAUGGUCAGUAUGCUGCAUCUCAGUGCACUUUGAGUGAUCCCGGGAAAUGGAUUCACUACCAUGUGGGGGACUUUGUUGUUGGAAACUCUAGCUCAACAACAAAGAUUAAGCUCUCCAUGACUCAAAUCGAUUGCACGCAUACAAAAGGCGGUAUCUGUUUAGACUCUCUUGUGAUUUACCCAAGUAAAUUUAGAGAAAGGCUAAAACAAUUCUGAAUUGCCCUUGAACCUCUUGUUUUUUAAGAAGGAAUGCAUCUUCAACGGGAAGUGUCCCUGAGUUCUGGUUCAGUGGCUCUUUUAGGGAUAGAGUUAUUUGCAUCCAAUCGUGUACAGUCAUGUUCAAUCCAUGUGUAAUUUUCAUUCACCAAUGUGGCUUCUAUCUUUAUGAAAGAUGUUGGAUCAAGUACAAUCCUCUUCUGCAAUGGUAUCAGCUUAGUUUUUUUUUUCUUUUUUUUUGACAAGAAAAAAUACAGUGUUAG
This is a messenger RNA of Rubroshorea leprosula, 1313 nucleotides long. The record is from the annotation of a GenBank genome assembly. Lineage: Eukaryota; Viridiplantae; Streptophyta; Magnoliopsida; Malvales; Dipterocarpaceae.